AGCUGUCGCAGCGGGUGCCGAGGGGCGCGGCGGCAGCGAGUCCCUGUGUGCUGCCGGCGCUGCUCCGCUGCCGAGCUGAGGUCACGGGGACCGUCCAGCGCCACCGGAGCCGACUGGCAGACGCGCCGCGUCCCCGCCGGAGAAGGAGCGAGCGACGCCGUUCCCUGCGCAUCCCCUCAGCAUCAUGACUCUUCAGGCUGACUUUGAUGGUGCUGCAGAAGAUGUAAAAAAAUUAAAAACAAGACCGACUGAUGAAGAACUGAAGGAACUAUAUGGAUUCUACAAACAGGCUACUGUUGGAGAUAUUAAUAUUGAAUGUCCAGGAAUGCUAGAUUUGAAAGGCAAAGCCAAAUGGGAGGCGUGGAACCUGAAAAAAGGUUUAUCAAAGGAGGAUGCCAUGAAUGCCUAUAUCUCUAAAGCAAGAGCAAUGGUAGAAAAAUAUGGGAUCUAGAAUAUUCAAAAUAAUUCCCACUAAUACUUAACUCUUCAGUAGCUAAUGAACUAACUAUGUUGAGAAAAAUGCAGUACUAACUCCUUAUUGUGAGGUCUGACAGUAAUAUCUUUUAAGCAUAAGCUGUUUGACUGUAAAGGGGAUUUGCAUAUAUAAUCUUUUCUUAGCUUGUAUAUUAAUCUAAAUAAAUUUGAACUGAAUAAAUGAA
Vidua chalybeata is the source of this 659-nucleotide messenger RNA. RefSeq names its product acyl-CoA binding domain containing 7 (gene ACBD7). The coding region runs from base 185 to 451 and encodes 88 amino acids. Gene Ontology annotation, molecular function: fatty-acyl-CoA binding. The transcript has 4 exons. Lineage: Eukaryota; Metazoa; Chordata; Aves; Passeriformes; Viduidae. The record is from RefSeq and is a predicted model, not a curated record. Gene Ontology annotation, biological process: fatty acid metabolic process.